UGAGUGAGCGCUAAGAAGGGGAAAUAGCAUCAGGAAGACCUAUUCACGAGGAGAGAAAUAAAAUAGGCUUUAAACUACACCGACACGGAAAUGGUUAUUUACGUAGCAUAGUCAUAAGUCAUUACCAUAUGCGAGGUCGGAUGUUAAAUGUUGAUAGUCUGUAAGAUUAGCUCUUAGUUUAUUGUCUAAGGUGCGUGCGGAGAAUCGCCGCGCUGAAAGGAGCACAGAUAGGCGAAGAUAACUCAGGAUCUGACUACAGUCUCUGGAGUUAGAGCGGCAGAGAGCUACUGUUACAAGUCAUGUCUGCACGGCCGGCCUCUCCUGCCCCCUCCAUCUCCCUCCUGGAGAUCAGGUCCGAAACCCGGCUGGUGCUGGGAGCGUUCCUCAGGCGCUCUGCGGCCGUCCCCCCGGGUCAGCGUCCCGGGAGGGUCGGAGGGACGUACUGGGACCAUAACAAAUUCCGUGCAAGUUCUAAAGAUGGCCACUGCAUAACCGAGGGUGAUCAAAAUGGCCGCCGCAGAGCUGAGGCUGAUCAAAAUGGCCUCUGCAGAGCUGAGGGUGAUAAAGAUGGCCGCCGCAGAGCUGAGGGUGAUAAAGAUGGCCGCCGCAGAGCUGGGGGUGAUAAAGAUGGCCGCCGCAGAGCUGAGGGUGAUAAAGAUGGCCUCCAUGGAGCUGAGGGUGAUAAAGAUGGCCGCCGCAGAGCUGAGGGUGAUAGGGACUCACUGGAUUUGCAGAGCAGCUCAGAGGAGGAGAAGAAAUACAGUUUAAAAGACCUGAUAAAGAAGCACAAGAAAUCUCGUUCCUUCAAAUCACGUCUGCGGAGAGACCAGGAGAGGAUGGUCGGCAGCCCCCAAGAGGAAGUGGUGUCACCAUCUUCAUCUUCCUCUGAGGAUAUGAGCGAUUCCGAGGAGGAAAACAAGAAGAAGAAGAAGAAAAAGAAGAAAUUUAAGUCGUCCUUUGCCUCUUUAUUGCGUAAGAUGAAGUUAUCUAAGAAGGAUCCAUCAAAUCCCAAAAGACCCACUUCACUGGUGAUCCAGACUGAUCCCGUGGAGUCACUGAUGUCACCAGGCCACACUCCCGAGUUCUUUGAAGAAGUGGCGGACAAAGUCGACAAAUUUGCCCAGAGUUUGAAGAGGAAAGACCACCGACCAGCCAGUUCAGCCCCUGACAAGGAGAGUAUUGUGCAGCAGUUGGUCCAGGCUCUGCAGAUGCAGGGAGAUGCCAUCAACGUCAAGAUCCAGGCCAAUCCUGUCUUGCGUUCCUCCCUGGCCAAUAUGUCCUACCCUUCUUUCGCCAACCUGGUGGACACGUUCGACAGGCAGACCUGUCUGCUGGACCCUGCCCCCGCCAGCCCCACCCUGUCACGCCUCGUCAUGACAAUGGAGGUCUCACGCCACGUCAUCACGGCGACAGGGACACAGAGAAUCCAGGGGUACGCCGAGCACUACAUUGAGAAGUUCAACCCCUGGUUGAAGAGCCACGGAGGAUGGGACAAUAUACUCAAAUUAGAGGACGUUUCGGAGUACGACUGACACGUGUGAAUGUGAAGGCAUUACAGUUACUGGACAAGGGAAUAACUGACCACUACUGUACGGUAGUACUGUACUGUAGAGUGAGUCGGAUGGGGUAUAAUCUCCCUGCUGUACAUGUAUGCUGCUUUAUUUGCAGUAUUAAUUGAAGAUUCUUGGCAGAAGUGUCCGUAGUUAUGUCUAAGUAUAGCUUGACUCUGUUUAUUCAGAAGUCUUGUCUUUGCUUUCUAUGUCUAUGAGGAAAUAACCAUUUCUUCCGGUUAAAGGCACAAUAUGUAAGAUGUUUAAUUUGGAAAAUGUACAAAAUACCCCCAGGGGCAGUCUCUGUCUUUGUGCACAUUUGCCACAUUCCUGUACCAGUAUUUUAUUAGAAAAUGUAUUUAGGGCGUUUUUGAUCGUGGCUCUUGUACAUGUGGAGGGGUCUGAAUGUUAAUUUAUUUCUGUAUGAAACAAACAUUCGCUAACAUUAGCUAACAUUUUGAAAACGUAGUGUGUGGCGAGCUAAAAAAGUUCUUGCCUUUAAAAAUAAAUCACAGGAAAGCAACAAAUCAGCUAGCUGGCAUUGUUAGACCUAAGUCGCAUCUGUUUGUGUUAAAAAAGCGUUGGUGGCACACUAAAUCAAACGUUUAUCAAUUAAAAUCAUUCAGCAGUAACUAUUAGCUGCAAACAUAGCAAACAUAGUCCUGAACACACAUCUGCAUUUCAGAGGGUGGUGGGGCACAGCUCCAUGGCAACCCCUACACUGAGACAUUACAUUACAUUACAUUAUUGGCAUUUGGCAGACGCUCUUAUCCAGAGCGACGUACAGUUGAUUAGACUAAGCAGGAGACAAUCCUCCCCUGGAGCAAUUCAGGGUUAAGGGCCUUGCUCAAGGGCCCAACGGCUGUGCGGAUCUUAUUGUGGCUACACCGGGAUUAGAACCACCGACCUUGUGGGUCCCAGCCAUGUACCUUAACUACUACACUACCAGCAGCCAUGUGCUCAGAUGCAAGGUAAUUAACAGUGUAUUCAACAGCUCUAAUUGUUUAAUUAUCUGCAGAGUAGCAGUUAAAGCCAGCAGGGCUGAGUCAGGGGUGUACCCGCCUGGUUUAGUGGAGUGCACAGGCAGGUGCCAUGCUGCUGCUUUACCACUAGGGGGCCAGUGUGUCUGGGAGCACAUGGACACUAAAGCUUUGGAGCUGAGCACCGGAAGCGUGUAAAUGAUGCCUGGGAACAUUCCUUUACUCACAGAAGCUCACUGUAGACUCUGCCCAAAAUGAAAACCAGAAGGUCUGUGAGAGGGUGAACUGCUGAGGUUGAGAGAUUCCCGAUUUCCUCACAGGACACCCCCCUGACAUUCCCACCAGAUAAUCCCACCCGUCACUGUGACUUGCACACUGCAGGAGACCAGACCUCUCCUGCACUGCAGUCACACAGUGAUCCCUGCCAAAGCCAAACAGUCCUCUAGCCAUCCGGCCUCCUGGAUUGUUCCCUCUGUUGAACAGGCACACUGCGCCUCGUGGUCCAGGGUCACAGAGAGAGAGGAGUUUAUACUGUGAAUCCACACAUUCAUCACUGUACAGAUGUUUACAUAUCAUUUCUAUUUAUUUUAAAUGAGACCAGCAGCUGUGUUGGGCAAACCACGUGUUAAGCUUGUCCACUCUAGAAGGCUCUGUGUCAGUUUAUUACACAGCAUUGCUUUCAGUUAUUUUUUUUAUUAUGAUUCUGUCUUAUUUGCUUGCUUUUGUCAUAUGUCAGGUGAGCAUUGUGAAGGAGAAUGCUCAGUGCCUCCCAUGGUUUAUGUUUACACUCUGUAUGGCUUAUGUUUAUGGUCUGUGCAGCAAAAUCCUGUCUGCGUGGCCUUGGAGUAAUGAUGUCAUUCCUGGUCACAUGGUGAGAUCACUAUCAGAAGGCUUAAGGGCUAAAGGGAUCAUUUCAAUGGCUUUAUCCAUUGCUGUACAUAACAUCAACCUCUUUUGUAUGUCAUUGAAGAUCUACCAGAAAAGUUUGUUUGGCUUAAUAUUUCUAACUGGUGAAUACUGACACUGGUUCAAUUUCUAAUGUAUACAAAUUCGUUUAUUUUCCAUAUUUUUCUAAGCAGAAAGAGGACAUAUUGCAGAGUGAAAACAAAUAAUGUAUUUUAAAUAUUUAAUUAUUUUAGUAAUCGCUACAAUUGUGAAAUAUUACUCUUAUUUAAAACACCAUGUGCUAUACAUUUAACUUGGUUUUGGAAUGUGUGCCUAUAAUAUGUGAAUUACUGUAGUUUGUGCAUUAAUAAUGGAUCUGUUGUAUAAAUGUCACUUUUGUAACAUUG
Molecule: messenger RNA, 3822 nt
Organism: Conger conger (European conger)
Lineage: Eukaryota; Metazoa; Chordata; Actinopteri; Anguilliformes; Congridae
Product: apoptosis facilitator Bcl-2-like protein 14
Exons: 7
Coding region: 300-1532 (410 amino acids)
Biological process (GO): regulation of apoptotic process
Source: RefSeq, a predicted model, not a curated record